AUGUUUGAAGGCAAUGUGACUUAUCCAUUCUUGGGCAGAGAUGGCAAGGCUGAGACACUCUGGACAAAUGGAUGCAAUGAUAAGAUGGAAGAUAAGAAGGCUUUAAAGACGUGGCAUUACCUUUAUGGAGGCUUGAGUCGCGAAGGAAUAGAGGUUCAGCGUUUGCGCUGUAUGCCAAUAAUCAUAACAAAUGGAAAGGAAUACAAUUGGUAA
Botrytis deweyae is the source of this 213-nucleotide messenger RNA. RefSeq lists its product as uncharacterized. Bases 1 to 213 code for a protein of 70 amino acids. The transcript is spliced from 2 exons. Lineage: Eukaryota; Fungi; Ascomycota; Leotiomycetes; Helotiales; Sclerotiniaceae. The record is from RefSeq and is a predicted model, not a curated record.